Molecule: messenger RNA, 1734 nt
Organism: Lodderomyces theae
Lineage: Eukaryota; Fungi; Ascomycota; Pichiomycetes; Serinales; Debaryomycetaceae
Product: phosphopantothenoylcysteine decarboxylase complex subunit
Exons: 1
Coding region: 1-1734 (577 amino acids)
Biological process (GO): coenzyme A biosynthetic process
Cellular component (GO): phosphopantothenoylcysteine decarboxylase complex
Molecular function (GO): phosphopantothenoylcysteine decarboxylase activity; FMN binding
Source: RefSeq, a predicted model, not a curated record
AUGCCUUCAAAUCCUUCCUCCAGCAAGGAGAAGAAGUUGCAAUUGCAGACGAAAAAUGAUGAUCUAGAGAUGCCACCUUCAAUAUUGUCGAGGAACCCUUCUAUUACACCACAAAGUAACCAAGUACCGAGUAAUCGAACAGAAGCUCUGCCUCGCCCUGUGGUGUCACAAACUGGAUCACUUCAAGAAUUACCAGUGCAAUCAAACAAAACGGUCCCUUCUCAAUUACAACCAACAUCUUCACCCGAAAGCGAUCAACCGAAAAAGGAAACUGUUUUGGCCGGGGGUGUUUAUUUAAAGGACAAGAUACACUCUGACUCGUUGGUGAAUACAAUUGCAUCAUUGAAUUUGAAAAACCAUAAUACAUCUCCCACGAUACUUAGCGAUACCAAUGAAUCCGUCACCAGUUUGGAUUAUUUAUUGCAACCACCUUCGGAUCCGCAACACCACAAGACUCCAUCGGUACAUGCACAUUUUUACGUUGACGAGGCCGUAAAGCCUAGUAAAGUGACUAGAUCAAGAAGUGGGUCCGGCUCCAACUCAACUUCUGCUGGAUCUCAAACGGUACCUCAACCAUCGUUUUACCCAGUACGCGAUGGAUCAAAAAGUAAUGAUAGCGUGAGAGAUGCUGCGUCCAUUGGUUCUACUUCUUCGUCUGCCCAACCUUUCCCACAACCACAACCACAACCACAACCACAACCGCAACCGCAACCACGCACGGGACCCACCUCACAGGUUAGUCGACAGCUAUCACCCAAGAUAUCCGAACAAAAUGCCAAUAUUGACUCUAGAUUACCGCAAGAUGAUGGCAAAAUCCAUGUCUUGCUUGGUGUAUGUGGAGCACUAUCUACUGGUAAAAUCAAACUCAUUAUCAACAAGUUGUUUGAGAUUUACACUCCAAACAAAAUUGCAAUCCAACUCAUCUUAACCCGUUCAAGUGAAAACUUUCUUUUGCAGGAGAGUCUAAAUAUCUUGGAAAGUGUAAAAGGAGUACGUGUUUGGCGAGAUGAAGAUGAAUGGACAACGUGGAAAACGAGGCUGGACCCAGUUUUACAUAUUGAACUUCGUCGAUGGGCCGAUAUCCUAGUUGUUUGUCCUUUAACAGCAAACACAUUGUCGAAAAUUGCUCUUGGGAUCUGCGACAACUUGUUGACAAAUGUUAUUCGUGCUUGGAACACCUCGUAUCCUAUCUUAUUGGCACCCGCGAUGGUUAGCUAUUCGUACAAUGCAAUCACUACUAAGAGACAAUUGCGAAUGAUUGCCGAAGAGAUGCCUUGGAUUGAGGUGUUGAAACCGCUGGAAAAAGUGUUUGGUAGUUAUGGGGAUAUAGGUAUGGGUGGAAUGAUGGACUGGAAUGAGGUGGUUAAUAAGAUUGUGAUGAAGUUGGGAGGGUACCCAGAAGUGAUUGAUGAAGAGGAUGAGGAGGAUGAGGUGAAGAGCAGAAAGAACUUGAAGAUCAAGAAUGAUUUUAAGUUGCAGGAGAAAACAGAGAAGGAAAAUAGUCUGGCCAUCAUCGACGAUGAAGAUGACAACGGCGAUGAAGAAGAAGAAGAAGAAGAAGAUGAUGAUGAUGAAGAAGAUGACGACGACGACGAUGAUGAUGAUGAAGAAGACGAGGAGGGUGAUGACGUCGCCGAGGAUGGGGACGACACCGAGGAUAGCCAACAAAAGCAACUCGAGGUCGAGCAAAGGGUAAAAGGGGAUCUGAUUUUAUACAAGCCCAAACCUCAGUGA